AUGGCAGACUACCUGAAGCGUGUGUGGGCGGAGAAAUACACAGCUGCUAGGAACAGCGACAACGACUUGGACUACGAGGCUUUGAGCAAGUUGACUCAAUUCAAGGCGUUCAAAAACAACCCAGAAGAGAUCCAGCGCCACGAGCCUGCGCUGCUGAAAGAGUUCUACGAGGUUUACUUAGCGGACCAAGCCCUGAAAGCAGACGCACACGUGCAGACCGCUGGAUCGGGUUCGUCGAAGCUAUCGCAACGUGGCGGAGCCGAGCACCUGGCGAUCGAGCAAUAUGACAUCCAGGCGGCUCAGCAGCUUACCGCAGCCAGAACACUAGCGUCAGACCAAGCGCCAGGGCCUCCAAUCUCGCAGACACCCGUGGUCGUGCAGGAGGAAGGUGCCCCAGCUCGGAGCCUGCAAACCCACCCUUUGCGAGGGGAGUAUGCGAAUUUUGAACUCUCUAUUUCGCAAGCACUGCAGCAGUUCCGAAAGAAGCUAGGGGAGGAGCAAGCGCGGUCAAGGAAAUUAGAGGGGCAGUUAGCAGCCGCUAGAAACGAGCUGACCGAACUCAGGAAUUUUGAUCUCCCAGACAACGAUAUAACUAUCGCGUUGAUGAAGGAGUUGCGGAAUUCGAUUUUACAACUAGCCGAGGAGAAGGCGAUUUCAAGUGGCUUGCGCAACAAACUUGCCCAUGUGGAAACUGAGUUGAAUUUGUCGAAGCAAUCCGUCACCACGCACGCAGACAAUCUACUUAAGGCGCAGGCUAGCCAUGCUAAGAAACUCCAGGAUGUGCACGAAGACAUGAACAACCUCACGAGAGAGGUGGACGCGCGCAAGAAAAAACUGGAGGACCGGGAGAACGAGGUCGCGAGAGAAGAAUAUGGAGAACAAGGAGGAAGAACUACAAGUCAAAGCCGAGGAGCUGCAAUCGCAUGA
Molecule: messenger RNA, 927 nt
Organism: Phytophthora sojae
Lineage: Eukaryota; Oomycota; Peronosporomycetes; Peronosporales; Peronosporaceae
Exons: 1
Coding region: 1-927 (308 amino acids)
Source: RefSeq, a predicted model, not a curated record